CCGACUUUUCAUAGGCUGGGGAGGAAAGCUUGAGAAACUUGACAUUGUCUUGGGCAGAGUGCGUGUAGCAACAGAUCAAAGAAAAAGGAAGAAAACGUGCUCUUUGCUGCCUGUGGAUCUCACUGAGUUGCUUUUGUCUGGCGGGCUUCUGUCGGGUUUGCUGUUUCCCCUCUGAAGACCGCGGCGUGGGCUUCGAGGCAGCUCGCUCCCUGCCGGAUGGGUCAUGGAAUUCUAAACAUGAGGCAGAUAGCUGAUCAGCUUCCUUGGAUUUUGCUGAUGACCCAGGAGAGCUUUGCCUGAAGAUGGAAACACUGGAGUCGGAGCUGACCUGCCCUAUUUGUCUGGAGCUCUUUGAGGACCCUCUCCUACUGCCCUGUGCACACAGCCUCUGCUUCAGCUGCGCCCACCGCAUCCUGGUGUCACACUGCGCCACCAACGAGUCUGUGGAGUCCAUCACCGCCUUCCAGUGCCCCACCUGCCGACAUGUCAUCACGCUCAGCCAGCGAGGUCUAGACGGACUUAAGCGCAACGUCACCCUGCAGAACAUCAUCGACAGGUUCCAGAAAGCCUCCGUAAGCGGGCCCAACUCCCCCAGCGAGACCCGCCGGGAGCGGGCAUUCGACGCCAACACCAUGACCUCCGCCGAGAAAGUGCUCUGCCAGUUCUGUGACCAGGAUCCUGCCCAGGACGCUGUGAAGACCUGUGUCACUUGUGAAGUGUCCUACUGUGAUGAGUGCCUGAAAGCCACUCACCCGAACAAGAAGCCCUUUACGGGCCAUCGUCUGAUUGAGCCAAUUCCGGACUCACAUAUCCGGGGGCUGAUGUGCCUGGAGCACGAGGAUGAGAAGGUGAAUAUGUACUGUGUGACCGAUGACCAGUUAAUCUGUGCCUUGUGUAAACUGGUUGGGCGGCACCGAGAUCAUCAGGUGGCAGCUUUGAGUGAGCGCUAUGACAAAUUGAAGCAAAACUUAGAGAGUAACCUCACCAGCCUUAUCAAGAGGAACACGGAACUAGAGACCCUUUUGGCUAAACUCAUCCAAACCUGUCAGCAUGUGGAGGUCAAUGCAUCACGUCAAGAAGCCAAAUUGAUGGAGGAGUGUGAUCUUCUCAUUGAGAUCAUUCAGCAGAGACGACAGAUUAUUGGAACCAAGAUCAAAGAAGGGAAGGUGAUGAGGCUUCGCAAACUGGCUCAGCAGAUUGCAAACUGCAAGCAGUGCAUCGAGCGGUCGGCCUCCCUCAUCUCCCAGGCCGAGCACUCUCUGAAAGAGAACGAUCACGCGCGCUUCCUGCAGACGGCCAAGAGCAUCACCGAGAGAGUCUCCAUGGCGACUGCAUCCUCCCAGGUCCUAAUUCCUGAAAUCAACCUCAAUGACACAUUUGACACCUUUGCCUUAGAUUUUUCCCGAGAGAAGAAAUUGCUAGAAUGUCUGGAUUACCUUACAGCUCCCAACCCUCCUACAAUUAGAGAAGAGCUCUGCACCGCUUCCUACGACACCAUCACUGUUCACUGGACCUCCGAUGAUGAAUUCAGCGUGGUUUCCUAUGAGCUCCAGUACACCAUAUUCACCGGACAAGCCAAUGUUGUUAGUCUGUGUAACUCAGCCGACAGCUGGAUGAUCGUGCCCAACAUCAAGCAGAAUCACUACACCGUCCAUGGUCUGCAGAGUGGCACCAAGUACAUCUUCAUUGUCAAGGCCAUCAACCAGGCGGGCAGCCGCAGCAGUGAGCCUGGGAAGCUGAAGACAAACAGCCAGCCAUUUAAACUGGACCCCAAGUCUGCACAUCGAAAGCUGAAGGUGUCCCACGAUAACUUGACAGUAGAACGUGAUGAGUCAUCCUCUAAAAAGAGCCACACGCCCGAACGCUUCACCAGCCAAGGGAGCUAUGGCGUAGCUGGAAAUGUGUUCAUUGAUAGCGGUCGGCAUUACUGGGAAGUGGUCAUAAGUGGGAGCACAUGGUAUGCCAUUGGCCUUGCUUACAAAUCGGCCCCGAAGCACGAGUGGAUUGGAAAGAACUCUGCUUCCUGGGCGCUGUGCCGCUGUCACAAUAACUGGGUGGUGAGACACAAUAGCAAGGAAACCCCCAUCGAGCCAGCCCCCCACCUCCGGCGCGUCGGCAUCCUGCUGGACUAUGACAAUGGUUCCAUCGCCUUCUACGAUGCUUUGAACUCCAUUCACCUCUACACCUUCGACAUCACCUUCUCGCAGCCUGUGUGCCCCACCUUCACAGUGUGGAACAAGUGCUUGACCAUUAUAACUGGCCUUCCCAUCCCAGACCAUCUGGACUGCACAGAGCAGCUGCCGUGAGCACCUGGCCACAGGGAGCUGCUUUCUGGGGAAUACAAAGGGUCGUGGCCACCAUUUCAGGGACAGAGAAAGCACAGGCUUCCAGAGUGAUUAAAUGUCGCCAAAAAGCGUCCAGAAAUAUCAGCUAGGAUAGGACUCGAAAUAGGCGAUUCUCCCCUUUUACUGUCUUUUGUAUUAAGUACACGCUUUAAUAAUUUCUUCAAAUUUUUCCUGUAUUUGCAGGAAAAUUUAUAGAUUAUUUAUAAAAGAAACAUAACCGGAAUUACAACUCUUAGACAUUAUUUGGUUUUGCACAUUAAGAGGCCCAGAAGUUUACCAGCUCUUUACAACAACCUUUGUGUCAUCACGGUCUGUGGCUUGAGGAAAAAAAAAUCUUUUAUAGUUUUGUAUGUUUA
Lontra canadensis (Northern American river otter) is the source of this 2701-nucleotide messenger RNA. It is a transcript of the gene MID1, whose product is annotated as midline 1. Gene Ontology annotation, molecular function: protein binding; zinc ion binding. Bases 303 to 2306 code for a protein of 667 amino acids. NCBI's taxonomy places the organism in Eukaryota, Metazoa, Chordata, Mammalia, Carnivora, Mustelidae. The transcript is spliced from 10 exons. The record is from RefSeq and is a predicted model, not a curated record.